UGUAAUUCCUAAUAACUUGGCCAGCUUGGUUGACCCCUCUUGCCACUUCCUGAGCGAACAGCUAUGGGCAAGGAGAAGCUUCACAUCAACAUCGUGGUGAUCGGCCAUGUGGACUCAGGCAAGUCGACCACCACAGGCCACCUCAUCUACAAGUGUGGGGGCAUCGACAAGAGGACCAUUGAGAAGCUUGAGAAGGAGGCCACUGAGAUGGGGAUGGGCUCGUUCAAGUACGCCUGGGUGCUGGACAAGCUGAAGGCAGAGAGGGAGCGAGGCAUCACCAUCAACAUCUCCCUGUGGAAGUUUGAGACCAGCAGACACUACUGUAUCCAGCAGGUCACUAUCAUCGACGCCCCGGGACACAGGGACUUCAUCAAGAACAUGAUCACUGGCACCUCUCAGGCGGACUGUGCCGUGCUCAUCGUGGCGGCAGGCGUGGGCGAGUUUGAGGCGGGCAUCUCCAAGAAUGGGCAAACCCGUGAGCACGCCCUUCUGGCCUACACCCUAGGGGUCAAGCAGCUGAUCGUAGGGGUCAACAAGAUGGACUCCACCGAGCCCAACUACAGCCAGAAACGCUACGAGGAGAUUGUGAAGGAAGUCAGCACCUAUAUUAAGAAGAUUGGUUACAACCCGGAUACGGUGGCCUUCGUUCCCAUCUCCGGCUGGAAUGGGGACAAUAUGCUGGAGGCUAGCCCUAACAUGACAUGGUUCAAAGGGUGGAAGAUCACCCGUAAGGACGGCAACGCCUCUGGGACCACCCUGCUGGAGGCCCUGGACGCCAUCCAGCCGCCCUCCCGCCCCGCUGACAAACCCCUCCGCCUGCCCCUACAGGACGUCUACAAGAUAGGAGGUGAGGCCCUGGGAGGCGUUCAAACCCACCACUGGUGCUAUGCCAGUGGCUUAAGGGCCCUGAAGUCUGGCGACGCAGCCAUCGUUGCCAUGGUCCCCGGAAAGCCCAUGUGUGUGGAGAGCUUCUCCGAGUACCCACCACUUGGGCGCUUUGCGGUGCGUGACAUGCGUCAGACGGUGGCGGUGGGCGUGAAGGCGGUGGAGAAGAAGGCUCCGUCCACGGGCAAGGUCACCAAGUCGGCCCAGAAGGUCAAAUGAACGUUGUGUUGGGCUCGCGGCGUUAGCGUCCGCCACCGUGAAAACAUCACUCCCCUCCUACACAACAUAGUCAAAGUCUGGUCCAUGCUCACGAUGCAUCGCAAGAGCAGACGGAGGGAAACAAUGGUAUGGUAUAUUCAUUAAGGAAGUGUUCUGUUUUAUAUAUGUUUUGGUCUGCUUGUUUGACUGUUUGUGGUUAGG
Oncorhynchus nerka (sockeye salmon) is the source of this 1305-nucleotide messenger RNA. Its product is annotated as putative elongation factor 1-alpha-like 3. The record is from RefSeq and is a predicted model, not a curated record. The coding region runs from base 64 to 1104 and encodes 346 amino acids. The transcript is spliced from 7 exons. Lineage: Eukaryota; Metazoa; Chordata; Actinopteri; Salmoniformes; Salmonidae. Gene Ontology annotation, biological process: translation; translational elongation. Gene Ontology annotation, molecular function: GTPase activity; translation elongation factor activity; GTP binding.